GAGAGAGAGAGAGAGAGAGGUAGAAAUAGAAAGAGAAGGGUAUGCGGGUAACAAAGUAGUUGGUAAAGAGGAAGGAUAAGUCACAAGUCCCUGUCACAAGGCUCUUCCUGUCUUUCUAUGCUGUUUUAACCCACCACAUGGAGGUGAGCACCAGUGUUGUUCGGACAGUAGAGCUGAAUGAUGGCACACGCAUGCCCCUGCUGGGCUUGGGAACAUGGAAGUCAAGCAGUUCAGCAGCAGUGUGUCAAAGUGCGGUGGAAGCUGCCAUAGCUGCUGGUUACCGUCACAUAGACACAGCCUACAGCUACCGCAAUGAGGUCGAGAUCAGCAAGGCCCUCCGCUCCAAGAUGCAGCAAGGCAUCAUCCAACGACAAGACAUGUACGUCGUCAGUAAGUUGUGGAAUACACACCAUGCGACCCAUGACAUCCCAUUGUGUCUAAACAAGUCCCUGAGUGACCUGCAGCUGGACUAUCUGGACCUGUAUCUGAUGCACUUCCCUGUAGGACUGAAGAAAGUGGAUGAUGAGCUCUUCCCUAUGAGAGAUGGAGAAAUGCUCACCACUGACAUUGACUAUGUGGACGUGUGGAAGGGGAUGGAGGCCUUGCAGGCCUCAGGGAAAGUGAAGAGCAUUGGCGUGUCCAACUUCAACGUCCUCCAGCUGGAGAGACUGCUCUCUGUGGCCAAGGUUCCCCCUGCAGUCAACCAGGUGGAGCUGCAUCCCUACCUGGUCCAGUCUGACCUGGUGGAGUUCUGCAAGUCUCGCAACAUCACCCUCACUGCCUACAGCCCCUUAGGUUCCCCUGGAAGACCCAAAGAAUUUCACUGUGGAGACACUGAUCCUGAGAAGCUGCUGGAAGACCCUGUGGUAGGAGACGUGGCUAAGAAGCACCGACGGAGCCCUGCUCAGGUACUGCUGAGGUACCAUGUGCAGCAGGGUAUUGCAGUGAUCCCCAAAAGUGUGAAACCCAAUCACAUUCUGGAAAACACUAAGAUCUUUGACUUCUCUCUGACUGAGGAGGACAUGUCGGCACUGAGAGGACUGAAUAGAGGCUGGAAGAGCUGCAUCAUCGACUCCUUGAAGUCUCAUCCAUACUACCCCUUUGAAUGAGAGUCCCUGGGGAUCAGAGACAAGAGACAGAGAAGUCACUUGGGAGAAUAAGAUAACUGUUUCUCAACCUGAAAAUAAGGCCAGAUUACUAUCCACCUCCUCAACAUUGGCCUGCAAAUGGUCUUCAAUCAGUGUUUAUUGUUUACCUAUAAUGUGAAAUUGUGAUGAUAAAUAGAAAUGUGGCGCUGAAGGUAUGGAUGGAUGCUAUAGUUUUUUGUUGACAUGAUUUGAAUAGAUAUACAGUAUGCCCUCUGUGCCAACACUGUGCCCUGUCUGCCUGAUUCUGAAGGGAUGCCAUAUUUUUUCUUAUCAUCAUAACUCAAACAAAACGUUUAGUUUAAAACACAUAUACUGAACCAAAAUAUAAACACAAAGUGGCAGCAGGUAGCCUAGUGGCUCGAAUCCCCGAGCUGACAAGGUAAAAAUCUGUUGUUCUGCCCCUGAACAAGGCAAUUAACCCACUGUUCCUAGGCCGUCAUCGAAAAUAAGAAUUUGUUCUUAACUGACUUGCCUAGUUAAAUAAAGGUUAAAUAAUUUUAAAAAA
This is a messenger RNA of Oncorhynchus mykiss (rainbow trout), 1653 nucleotides long. RefSeq names its product aldo/keto reductase. Lineage: Eukaryota; Metazoa; Chordata; Actinopteri; Salmoniformes; Salmonidae. Gene Ontology annotation, molecular function: oxidoreductase activity. The record is from RefSeq and is a predicted model, not a curated record.